AUGCAGCCCCCUGCCAAGCACAACGAGCUCCUGCGCACCAUCUACGGCACUCUGCGCCGACGCGAGCCCAACGGCUGCGACGAGAAGGAGCUGGUGGGCAGGGUCUUCCACUCCUCCAUGUCAGCCUCGGUGGAACGGAGGGGGGGGGGGGGAGACGCGAAUGCCGGCACCCCGGCCGGCGUUUCGGUAGCAGGAGGAGGGGGGGGAGGCAACACGGGCGAUGCUCCCGAGAGUCACCGUUUUUCUAAGACCAAGGUCCGGGGUGCGGUGACGCUCCUUAAGUUCGCACAGGCGGUGCGGGUCGGGCGGGGCGAUACCGCGGGACAGCACGUUCUCUACGUGGCCUACGAGCUGCCGACCUUCAGCGACUUCAUGGCGAGGCACAACAGCCACCUCGUCGACAUGGCACGAGAGCUUGGGGUGGACAUGACGGCGAUGGACUGGAAGAGCCUCCUGGAGACGGAGCAGAACUCGGGCGGGGGAGGGGGGCGCCCGAUUCCGUCACCGAGCCCUACCGACCAAUCAGAGCACGGCUGCCGUAGCCUAUCUUCGAGCCCUACCGUGCAGUCUUCGCCCCAGGACAACGAGCAGCAGUUCGCCCCCCGGGCUUCGUCGGAGCACGCCCUCUGGCACGGCGGCCAGCUCCUGCAGCUUCAGCCCACGCACCCCCGGCCACCGCAGCAACACCACCACCACCACCACCACCACCACCAGGCGGGGAUUCAGCAGUAUAUCCAGCAGCUCCCUUCACCGCAGCAGCAGCUGUCCCAGCCGCCGCCUCCGCCGCCGCCGUCUUCAGCCGCCGUUGGCGGCGUCUGGGGGCAGCAGGUCGCCGGCCCACAAGGGCUCCCCCCUAGGGGGCUCCAAGGUGUCGGCCCCCCUCAGGCCGGCCUCGUCUCGCCGGCAGCACCGUCCCCGACGGCGAUGAAGCAAGGGCAGGAGCAGACGCUGCUAAGCAGGCCGCUGCCUCCGCCCCCGCCGCCCGCGAUGGUUUCCGCCCAAGUUGGGGGGGUGGGGGGGUACGGGAUGGUCCUUCCACUCCGCGGAUCCCCGCUCGACGGGUUUCCGAGCGGCGGCGGUCGAGGGUCUUGCAGCCCUCUCGGGUACGGCCUCGGCGGAAACGGGGGGAACUUGACGCCGUCACCCCAGCGGCAACAGCAGCAGCAGCAGCUUCAUCUGCCUGUGCUCGCGCCGCAUGCCGCUGUCGCUGCUGUGCAGCCUCAUCAAGUCUACGGCUUUGGCCACGUCCAGCAGGGGACUGUUGCUGUCGGCGGCGGCCAGGUUCACCACCGAAGCAGCCAUGCGGGACUGAGCUGGGCGCCGGGGCUAGUCGGGCAAGGGCCCCACGGCGGCGGUGGAGGCGGCGGGGCUUCGCGACAGAUGACCAUGGGAGAAGCGGCGGCGGCCACGGCGGCGGCAAGGGCGGGGGCGGAGGGUGUGACGGAACCGCCGCCUCCGCUUCCUUCUUCUCUCGGUCAACGCGAGAGCGGGGAGCAGGUCCCAGCGGGAACAUCGUCGUCGGCGCAGAGCCUCCCCGGCGAUGUCAGUGGACCGGCCGGCGGUGUCGGCGGCGGGGGUGCUUCUUUCUCCGGCGCCCCUUCGGCGGGGGGUAUGAUGCAGGCUCCGGUUCCGGUCGCACUUGAGCUCAGGAGGCAGUCCUCGCUGCCCCCGCUUUUGGGGUCGUCGCCCCGGCCAGCCUUCACCGGCGCAGGGACUAGGAUGGCGCACACGCCGCCCGCGAUCACUUCCGGUAGGCUGGGCUUUCCUCCAAGCGGCGGAGGAGAGAAGGGAAGUGACCCGCGGGCCACCUCGGAUGCCACCGGGGCUGAUGCAGCGGCGGCGGCGGCGGCGGUGGCCGCUGGCGGGGGUGCUGCAGAGGCCUGGGAGCGGGAGAGGUCGCGGUUUGGCGUGAGGGGGAACAGGCCUUCCCCGGUGGAGUCGAGGAUCGCCGCUGUGGCUAUUGCCGCUCAUAACGCGGCGGCGGCGGCGGCGGCGGCGGCGGCGGCAGCGGUGGAAGCGACGGAGGAGAACAAGAACGGCGAUUCGGCGGCGGCUGUUGGCCCUGGCGCCGUCCCCCGUGACAAUUCGUCUCCUCCUGAGCCGGCGGUGGCGACGACAGGCUCGACCGCACCCGCUGUAGCGGCGGCCGCGGCGGCGCCCGGUUUCGCGGAAUCCGCCGCCAAGGGGACGGCGGAGCUGUCGGCGAGGCACCCCUACGCCACGGACGACGGGGGAGAUGCGCUGGACGUCGGGUUGGGAGAGCUGUCGCUGGAAGAGGUGGGGGGGGGUGGUGACGCGGCUGCUCUGCCGGGGCUGAACGAGAUCGCCUCCAACAGCCGCAGGUACAAAAUGUUCUGA
Ectocarpus siliculosus is the source of this 2358-nucleotide messenger RNA. The record is from the annotation of a GenBank genome assembly. Lineage: Eukaryota; Phaeophyceae; Ectocarpales; Ectocarpaceae.